This is a messenger RNA of Tyto alba (common barn owl), 3242 nucleotides long. It is a transcript of the gene MORC2, whose product is annotated as MORC family CW-type zinc finger 2. Gene Ontology annotation, molecular function: zinc ion binding. NCBI's taxonomy places the organism in Eukaryota, Metazoa, Chordata, Aves, Strigiformes, Tytonidae. The record is from RefSeq and is a predicted model, not a curated record. Gene Ontology annotation, cellular component: nucleus.
GGGGCGGCGGCCGCGGCGGGCUCCCCGCGCCUGGCGGUGGUUCUGCUGGCGGGGGCGGCGCGGGGGGGGGGGGGAGACCUCGAGGCGCGCGGGGCUGCCCGACGCCCGCGAGGCGCUGGCCGGGCCGGGCCGCCGCCGCCAUGGCCCUGGGCAAUUACAGCAGCCUGAACCGGGCCCAGCUCACCUUCGAGUACCUGCACACGAACUCAACUACCCAUGAGUUUUUGUUUGGUGCCCUUGCAGAACUUGUAGAUAAUGCCAGAGAUGCAGAUGCCACAAGAAUAGACAUUUAUACUGAGCGACGGGAAGACCUACGAGGUGGAUUCAUGCUGUGUUUUUUGGAUGAUGGAACGGGAAUGGAUUCAAAUGAAGCUGCCAGUGUUAUUCAGUUUGGCAAAUCAGCCAAACGAUCACCUGAGUCAACUCAAAUUGGACAGUAUGGGAACGGCUUGAAAUCGGGUUCCAUGCGGAUUGGGAAGGAUUUUAUCCUGUUCACAAAGAAAGAUGACACCAUGACUUGCCUCCUCCUGUCACGGACGUUCCAUGAGGAAGAAGGCAUUGAUGAGGUCAUAGUUCCUCUGCCCACCUGGAACGCACAAAGCCAGGAGCCUAUGAGUGACAACAUGGAGAAGUUUGCUAUUGAGACAGAGCUAAUUUACAAGUAUUCCCCUUUCAAAUCAGAACAAGAAGUGAUGGAGCAGUUUAAUAAGAUCUGUGGUGAGAAAGGCACCUUGGUGAUCAUCUUUAACCUCAAACUAAUGGAUAAUGGAGAGCCAGAGCUGGAUAUAACUUCUGACCUGCGAGACAUUCAGAUGGCAGAAACACCUCCAGAGGGAACAAAGCCUGAGCGCCGCUCCUUCCGUGCCUAUGCUGCUGUGCUUUAUAUUGAUCCCAGAAUGAGGAUCUUCAUAAAUGGACACAAAGUACAAACCAAACGGCUUUCAUGCUGCCUGUACAAGCCAAGGAUGUACAAAUAUACUUCAAAUCGUUUCAAGACCCGUGCAGAACAAGAGGUGAAGAAAGCAGAGCACAUGGCAAGGAUAGCGGAGGAGAAGGCUCGUGAGGCAGAGAGUAAAGCCCGUGCCCUUGAGCUGCGCCUCGGAGGGGAUCUCACGCGGGAGUCCAGGGUGAUGCUACGUCAAGUCCAGAACUCGGCGAUAACCAUGCGCCGGGAGGCUGAUGUCAAGAAAAGGAUCAAGGAUGCAAAGCAGCGGGCACUGAAGGAACCCAAAGAACUAAAUUUUAUCUUUGGUGUUAAUAUUGAGCAGCGAGAAUUGGAUGGCAUGUUCAUUUAUAACUGCAGUCGACUGAUAAAGAUGUAUGAGAAGGUGGGCCCACAGCUGGAGGGUGGCAUGGCAUGUGGUGGAGUGGUAGGCGUGGUGGAUGUGCCCUAUUUGGUCCUGGAGCCAACCCAUAAUAAACAAGACUUUGCUGAUGCCAAAGAGUAUCGACACUUGCUAAAGGCCAUGGGAGAACAUUUGGCUCAGUAUUGGAAGGAUGUUGCUAUAGCCCAGAGAGGCAUCAUCAAGUUCUGGGAUGAAUUUGGUUAUUUGUCAGCAAACUGGAACCAGCCUCCAUCUAGUGAACUGCGCUACAAACGCCGGAGAGCCAUGGAGAUCCCUACCACAAUUCAGUGUGAUAUAUGUCUGAAGUGGCGGACUCUCCCAUUCCAGCUGAGUUCAGUGGAGAAGAACUACCCUGAUAGCUGGAUAUGCUCUAUGAACCCUGAUCCUGAACAAGACAGAUGUGAAGCUGCGGAGCAGAAGCAGAAGGUGCCACUGGGAACUCUGAAGAAAGACUUGAAAUCACAAGAGGAAAAGCAGAAGCAACUGACAGAGAAGAUCCGCCAGCAGCAGGAAAAGCUGGAAGCUCUGCAGAAAACCACUCCAAUUCGAUCUCAAGCUGACUUAAAGAAACUGCCUCUGGAAGUGACCACACGACCUGCAGGGGAGAACACCCAGUCACAGACCCGACCUCAGCGCCCGCGAUCUCCUCCUUUACCUGAUGUAAUCAAAAAUCCCAGCAGACCACCACCACCUAUGCCUCUUCCCAAGUCCAUCAGUCAGCUGAAAAAAAGCUCUUCAGCUUGGACAAAUAUCAGCACUCCCAAACUGGCAAGCAUGCUCUCCAAGGAGGAGGCCAGCACUUCCAGGACACACCAACAAGCUGUGACAGCUGGAAAGUCUAACAGUGGUUUAAAAACUCUUGCCAAAUCAAGCCCAACAAUUAAGCUGUCCUCUGCUGUCCUGCAGACCCCCAAAAGCUCACGUGAGACACCCAGUCCAAAAGCUGUCAAGGUGCCAGCACUAAAGAAAUCUGCCUCUGUCAAAUGCCCACAGGCCUCUACCACUCGGAAGAGGACCCUGAACACCACAGAGGAUGGGUCUGAGGAGGAGGGGGAGCACAAGGAGAAGACAAAACGGGGCAAAUAUGUGGCAGUGAAGGAAGAGAAGAAGGAUUCCAGUGAGGUGGUGGUAGAGCUCACAGACAGUGCUGGGGAAGAAGAGCUGGCAGAACUGAAGAAAGCUCAGAAAGAUAAAGGGCUGCAUGUGGAAGUGCGUGUGAACAAGGAGUGGUUCACAGGCCGUGUCACAGCUGUGGAAAUGGGCAAGCAUGCAGUACGCUGGAAGGUGAAGUUUGAUUAUGUUCCUACAGACACCACACCAAGGGAUCGCUGGGUAGAGAAGGGCAGUGAGGAUGUGAGGUUGAUGAAGCCUCCCUCUCCUGAGUACCAGGCUCCAGAUACGCGGCAGAAAGAGGAGGUGGUUGUGGCUGAACCUUCUACCUCAGACUGUGUCAGAAUUGAGCCAGACACCACUGGUCCCAGCAGCAGCCAAGAAACAGUAGACUUACUAGUUCAGAUCCUUCGAAAUUGUUUGCGGUACUUCUUACCUCCAAAUUUUCCUAUCUCCAAGAAGGAGCUGAGUUCCAUGAGCUCGGAAGGGUUAUUGGUGUUUCCCUUGAAAGAAUAUUUCAAACAGUAUGAGAUAGGUCUGCAGAACCUGUGCAAUUCAUAUCAGACACGUGCUGACGCCCGGGCCAAAGCCUGUGAAGAAAACCUCCGCAACUCAGAGAGAAAGCUGAAGGAAACGGAGGAGAAACUGCAGAAGCUGAGGACUAACAUCGUGGCCCUUCUGCAGAAAGUGCAGGAGGACAUUGAUAUUAAUACAGAUGAUGAACUGGAUGCAUAUAUCGAGGACUUGAUCACAAAGGAGAUUGAGCAGCCCCAGUACAAGUCCUAG